Medioppia subpectinata is the source of this 1044-nucleotide messenger RNA. The record is from the annotation of a GenBank genome assembly. Lineage: Eukaryota; Metazoa; Arthropoda; Arachnida; Sarcoptiformes; Oppiidae.
AUGGUUAAAUUAUUAACCAAAAUGACUGAGCCUAGAAUACUCCGCUCAAACAUACCGGUGGUAGACGUGCCUGAGCGAAGUGUUGGCGAAUAUAUCUGGAAUAAACUAAGCCAGCUUAAUGAAAAGUCAAUAUGUUUGAUUAACGCCGAGUCCAACGAGCAGUUGACUAUCGGUGCGCUGAAGCACAGGUGUCAAGCGGUGGCCACAGCACUACUAGCGCACGGUAUAGCCCGUACGGAUCGACUCGCUUUCUACGGCCAAAACACAAUACCACACGUUGUGUUGCGAUUGGCCACUAAAUUGCUGGGCCUCCCGGUGUGUCCGCUCAGUCCCACGUUUGAAGCCUAUGAAGUGGACCAGGAGUGUCAGUCCAUGGGUGUGACCGUGGCCGUUUGCUCAGCGAGCCACUUGCAUAAAUUCAGCCGGCUACUUCAAUCCGACUACAAACAUAACAUUAGGCUAGUGGUGGUGUUCGACGGCCAUCACGACAGUCACGUGACAUACGAUCAGCUACUUGUUGAGGGCGGCGAUCGGGCGCUGACAAAAGUGCCCCACUUUCCCGUUAACCCCGAUGUGGACCCCGUUAUACUCAUACACACGUCGGGCAGCACAGGGAGACCCAAGUGUGUGAUGCUUAAACACAAAUCAAUUCUUGCAUUGCUAAGUGAACGUGGUCACUUUCUCGACCCGGGCACCGGUACUGAUCACGUGAUCGGCGCCCCGUACCCAAUGGGUCACAUUAGCGGCACAUCUAUUAUACCACUGCAGCUAUGUCUGGGCGCUCGGCUAGUGAUUUACCCCGAUUUUGACGUUGAGUUAUUGUUUAGAUCCAUCGAGCGCUAUAAAAUCAACUUUUUGCCAACAUUUCCCUCGUUUGGUCGCAAAUUGGUGGAGGGUGAUUUGUGCGAUAAAUAUGAUUUAUCUAGUUUACGCAUUGUUAACACCGGUGGCUCUCCAUUAGCCGCCAGUAUAUCGUUGGCUAUUAUUGAUAAAUACGGCGUUGGGUUUCGUGAAGACAACAACUCCAAGAGUUGGAACUCCUAA